Molecule: messenger RNA, 1440 nt
Organism: Pyrus x bretschneideri (Chinese white pear)
Lineage: Eukaryota; Viridiplantae; Streptophyta; Magnoliopsida; Rosales; Rosaceae
Product: lipid phosphate phosphatase 2-like
Exons: 7
Coding region: 270-1256 (328 amino acids)
Biological process (GO): phospholipid metabolic process
Molecular function (GO): phosphatidate phosphatase activity
Source: RefSeq, a predicted model, not a curated record
UUUUAGUUUCAAAGUUUCUAAGGCACACACACCACGGGGCCCCUCUCUCGCCCUUCUUUCUGUUUGAAUAGCGCCAUUGACGAGGGAGCCGAGGCUUGGGGAGCUUUUCUUCUUAUCAACGGGUACGUAUCUUUGGGAGAAAGAAAACGGUGAAGCUAAUGACAUUUGAUUCUUCAAUUGUACCUGUUCUUCAAUUCAAAUUGGUGUAACUAUACACUGCUUUCUGAAAGACCAUUUCGAAUUGGUUUCACACUCCAGUUGGAAAGAAGAUGCCCGAGAUGCAGAUAAUUUCUCAUACAUUAAGAUCUCAUGGAGUCAAAGUGGCUAAAGUGCACAAGUAUGACUGGUUAAUUCUUGUACUUCUUGCGGCGGUUGAUCUGUCUUUGAAUUUUAUAGAGCCUUUUCAUCGUUUCGUUGGCGAAGAAAUGAUGACUGAUCUCAAAUACCCUUUUCAGAAAGACACCAUUCCUUUCUGGGCUGUUCCAAUUUAUGCUGUACUCUUGCCUCUCGCCAUCUUUCUCGUGUACUACAUUUGCAGAAAGGAUGUUUAUGAUUUGCACCAUGCCAUAUUGGGUCUUUUCUAUUCUGUUCUCAUAACUCUUGUAAUAACGGAUGCAAUCAAGGAUGCUGUCGGCCGCCCGCGUCCAAACUUCUUCUGGCGGUGCUUCCCUGAUGGAAUAGGUGUAGGUGACAAUUUUCUUUUUCUUUCGCUAACGAUGAUUGUAAGCGUAAGGGCUUGUCCCUGCAUUAUGCUGAACUGCUUGUCAGUCACGUCACAGGUAUAUGAUCCAAACACUAACAAUGCUAUCUGCACUGGAGAGAAAAAGAUUAUAAAGGAAGGACAUAAAAGCUUUCCUAGCGGGCAUACUUCAGUUUCAUUUGCAGGUCUUGGUUUUCUUGCAUGGUAUUUAUCGGGGAAGAUCAAAGUGUUUGACCGUAGAGGCCAUUCCGCAAAGCUCUGCAUUGUAUUUCUUCCGUUACUCUGUGCUGCUCUCGUGGGAAUCUCUCGUGUGGAUGACUACUGGCAUCAUUGGCAGGACGUCUUUGCUGGAGGUCUUAUAGGAAUUGUCAUAGCUUCGAUUUGUUACUUGCAAUCCUUCCCUCUCCCAAACCAGCGGGAUGGGUGGGCACCUCAUGCGUAUUUCCUCAUGCUGGAUGCGGAUAGGAAUGUUGGCGAGUCCUUAUCUCCAGCCACGAGGGUUAACUCUCUUCGUAUGCGAAGAACAGAUAUCGAGAGUCCAGGCUCAAGUCCAUAAGAUUCAAGUUCGCCAGUCCAUCAGUUACUGGAAGAAGGAGAAGAUACUGAGUUGAGUUUGUAUGUCAAAAGAAAUUGUAUAGAAGGUAUAUAUUAUACAUUUUGUAUACGUGAUGCAGUACUUCAUUCGAUGACUCCAUAUCGUAUGUGUAAGCUCCUAAGUUCCUAACAUCAUCGUUAUUCAA